AUGGCUACUGUUUCAGCACUAACUAACCUGAUUGUUGAUAAAUCAAAAUGUGAAUCCGUCCGCACUCAUUUACCGACGUACGAUCGGAGUCAACUCAAACAUGGCAUUGUUCAUUUAAGUGUAGGAAAUUUUCAUCGAUCGCACUUAGCUUAUUAUAUGGAUAUGUUAGCAAGUGAACACGGACACACUGAUUGGGGUAUUGUAGGUGUAGGAGUUCGUUCGUUCGAUAAACCCAUGAGUACGGUCUUAAAAGCACAAGAUGGUUUAUAUACAUUAGUAACGAAAGGAACUGACGAAAACGAUGUAAACGUUCGUGUUAUUGGUUCUUUGAUUCGUUACUUAUUUGCACCGGAUGAACCAGAAGUUGUUUUAGCUACACUUGCACAUCCGGACACCAAAAUAGUCUCUAUGACGAUUACGGAAAGUGGCUAUGACUUAGAUAUGAAUAAUCCUGAUAUUCAACAUGAUUUGAAAAAUUCUGCUAAACCCAAAACAGCAUUUGGUUUUCUCGUUCAUGGACUAGAUGCUCGUCGUCGUGCGAAUGAAAAACCGUUUACAAUUAUGUCGUGUGAUAACGUUCAACAAAAUGGUGAAGUAGCUAGAAACUGUGUUCUACAAUUUGCUAAAGCUUUAAACAAUCCUGAAUUGACUGAAUACAUUGCAACAAACGUAACCUUUCCGAAUGCCAUGGUUGAUCGAAUCACCCCGGCGACGAGUGAUGCCGAUCGUGAAUAUGUCCGGACGCAUUGUGGGAUUGCUGAUGCGUGGCCUGUCGUUACUGAACCGUUUGUUCAAUGGGUUAUCGAAGAGAAGUUUUGCAACGGCCGACCUCCACUCGAGCUACUUUCCGCAUCGCCAUACAAUGUUCUUCUCACUGAACAUGUCGAAGCAUACGAAUGUAUGAAAAUGCGUCUUCUCAAUGCUUCCCACACUGGCAUGUGUUACAUUGGUUAUUUGAUGGGCUAUACGUACAUUCACGAGAUCAUGUUAGACAAACAGAUCGAAGUUUAUAUUAAAGAUUUAAUGGACAAUGAAGUGACGCCAACUCUACCACCAGUGCCUGGUAUUGAUCUGGAUAAUUAUAAACAAACAUUAAUUGAACGAUUUUCUAAUCCACACAUUAAAGAUACCGCUUUGCGGGUAUGCAUGGAUGGUGCAUCGAAAUUCCCUAAAUUUCUCGUUCCAACGAUCGUUGAACAGCUAAAACGCGGAAAUAAUCCACAUUUUUGUGCAUUAGCUGUAGGUGCUUGGGUAAGAUAUCUCGGCGGAGUGGAUGAACAUGAGAAACCAAUUACACUACAAGAUGCGUUAGCUGUUGAACUGAAAUUGAGUGAAUUGGCUAUUAAAACAAAACCAAAUGCAAAGCCUGUUCUUAGUGUUCCUCAAGUUUUUGAUAAUCUAGCUGAGAAUCAACCAUUUGCUAAUGCAGUCGAACGUGUAGUUCAACUUUUAUAUACUGUUGGCUCGAAAGAAACGCUGAAACAGUGGGUCAAUGAAGCACCGAAGAAGAACUGA
Molecule: messenger RNA, 1515 nt
Organism: Adineta ricciae
Lineage: Eukaryota; Metazoa; Rotifera; Eurotatoria; Adinetida; Adinetidae
Source: the annotation of a GenBank genome assembly